Molecule: messenger RNA, 3845 nt
Organism: Xyrauchen texanus (razorback sucker)
Lineage: Eukaryota; Metazoa; Chordata; Actinopteri; Cypriniformes; Catostomidae
Product: TOX high mobility group box family member 4-A-like
Exons: 9
Coding region: 357-2702 (781 amino acids)
Biological process (GO): regulation of transcription by RNA polymerase II
Cellular component (GO): nucleus
Molecular function (GO): chromatin DNA binding
Source: RefSeq, a predicted model, not a curated record
UCGUUCCAUUUUGAAGCUGGCUGCAACUGUUUUUGCCAGUGCAAUAAGGCAAACUCUUUUCUUCGAUUUUGAAAAUGCAUAAAGGAUACACAGAUUUUGGCCUUAUUUAAUUAGAAGUUGGAUAUCAUUAAUAGCGAAUACCAGAACUCUAGUUCUACGAAGGUUAUGAUUAGCAUUGUUGGCCAUGUUGGGUUUAACUCCCAACACAUUGGUGAACUAGCGCGAUUUAGCCAGUUCACGUUAGCUGCUGCUAGCUAGCUGAAUUAGUAACCUUACAUCUAUUGCACAUAAUAAACGUCUUUAAAAUAAAUUGUAGACAAAUCAGAUGAUACUUGGGUUGCCUGUGGAUUCGGCUAAUGAAGUUUAUUGGCAAUUUUGGGGAAAGCAUAAAUCACUGGAUACAUGCUGGACGUUACCGAGAACAAGUUUUACUUGGUUCUUUUUAUUUGGUGAAUGCCAUUUAUUUCUCCCCUUUUUUUCUUUCUAAAAAACCCGUGCAAGGCAAACCCGUGCAACUUGAUAUAGUUUUUUUUAUAUAUAUAUAUUACCGUCCAUUGGCCUGCCGGUCUUCUGAUAUAUUUAGCCCUAUUAUCCUCAUGGAUCUAAAUUUUUACUCCGAUCUCUCUGACGGGACUGGCCAACAUGUUGAUUCCGAGUUCACGGACAGCUCGUCUUACAAUGCAUAUGAAUCUGUGAACAAGUUUGCAGGUGGCAAUGAUUCAUACCUGACCAUCAGUGGGCCUGGUCAUCAUUUUCUUUCAUCUGAGCAAACAUUCCAUACACCUAGUCUGGGUGAUGAAGAGUUUGAAAUCCCACCCAUCUCUUUGGAUCCAGAUUCAGCCCUCACCAUAGAAGAUGUUGAGGCCCAUUUUGGAGAGCUGGCCGAACAGGCUGGGAGCUCAAGGGGACCUGGAGUUGGAAAUAGUCUUGCCAGUAAUGUUGUGGUGGGGGGAAACGAUCCCUCUUUUGCCUCCACUUUCAUGAAUCCAUCAUCUCAGGGCAUAGAGCACCUGAGUUUGGGUGUCAUUAACCAAGUGGGGGGAAGUGCGCUGUUGAGCUCAACUCUGGGUGUGGAUCUCGGCCAUUCUGUUGGCUCUCAUUUCAAUAGUUCCACUUCCAUGACUAUUGAUGUUCCAAUAAAUGACAUGAACCACAGUCUCUUAGGACACAAUCAGCUCACCACCAUAGACCAUUCAGAUCUAAGUGCUCAAUUAGGGCUCAGCCUCGGUGGUGGAGCCAGUGUGUCAAAGUCACCUGACCAACCUCUGUCAGCCACACCAUCCCCUGCUGGUUCAUUGCAAGAUGAAGACAUGGAAGACUUCAGACAAAAAACUAUGCUGGUAGACUCUUUCUCAGCCUCUCCUGCGAUCAUAUCACACCUCCCCAAUUUGACGGGAUCCGCCCAGCUCUCCUCUGCUCCUCCAGCUGUGUUGAGGAGGGUGGGUGCUAAGCCAGCCAUGGUGGCGGGGACCACAGCAGACAUUGGGGUGGCGAUUGGAGCCAAGAAAGGGAAGAAGAAAAAAGAUCCCAAUGAACCACAGAAACCAGUGUCAGCCUAUGCUCUGUUCUUCAGAGAUACCCAGGCAGCCAUUAAAGGCCAGAACCCCAAUGCCACGUUUGGAGAGGUGUCGAAGAUUGUGGCCUCCAUGUGGGACAGCCUUGGGGAUGAGCAAAAACAGGUUUACAAAAGGAAAACAGAGGCAGCUAAGAAAGAGUAUCUUAAAGCGUUGGCAUCCUACAGGGCAAACCAGCUUUCAAAACCUUCUCCUGAGGUGGAGGAUACUGCUCCUUCCACUCCUCCAUCUGCCCCCAGUCCUGCUCCUGCUGCCCGCCCUGCACGGCUUGCCCCCAACCCUGAUCAGAACACCAUUACCAACAUCUGCACGUCCAAUAUUAUCCUCGACCUGCCUCAAGUCACCACCCGUUCCCGCACAGGGUCUUUACCCAUGGCCAUUGGCCAACCCCCCACCCCUAACCCCAGCCCAGCUCCCACUGUCACGAAAAUCAUCAUCUCCAAACAGAUGCUGCAGGGAGGUGCUCAGCUCCAUCAGAUCCCUACUUCCAUGGUGACAGUGAUCCCUGCUGGAAUCCGAGCUCUGCAGCCGUCUGCUGGUGCUGCAACGUCUGCUGGACGGCAGCCUCCACCGCUGCUGCAGAUGCAGGGCACCCCUCCCCCUCCACGUCUGCAGCAGAUGGUACAAACUCAAGCCCCGCCCCCUCUUCAGGCCAAGCCCCGUGGAGGGGCAGGAAGUUCCGUGGCUGUCACGGCUACGCCUCCUCCGCCUCUCCAGAUAAAGAUUGUGCCCGCUUCUUUACACUCUGACUUGUCCACACCAAUUAUUGUUACUACAGCAACAAGUGCCAACUCUGUUAUCUCAUCAUCCACCAUCUCUGCCCCAGGGCAUCCCACCCCUGUUGAAGUGCAGGUGGAAAAACCCAGAGAGCAAUUUGUGACCGACAAGAAUGAGGCUGUGAUGGAGGAACUUGCCUCAGAAGAGAUGGAGAUGGAGGUAAGUGUUGCUCCUGUGGUCUCUUCUGCUCCUUCUAAUCUCUGCGUCCGUGCAGGAUGCACAAACCUGGCUGUGGAGAGUCGAGACUGGGAUAAGGAAUAUUGCAGCAAUGAGUGUGUGGCCACACACUGCAGGGAUAUUUUUAUGGCCUGGUGUUCAAUCAAGAGCCAGAACUCAACCACUGUCAAAUAAUUAAAUCCUCCUGGUUCUCGGUCUGGAUGUGUCUUUUAUUAAAGGAAUAGUACACACACACACACAAAUGUCAUCAACUGCUUACUCAUGUUUUUCCAAAGCUAAAUGAUUGACUCUUACAUGGAACACAAAAGAAGAUAAUAGCUAAAUGUUAGCCUCUGUCACCAUUCACUUUCAUUGUACAGAAAAAAAUAAUAAAGAGAAUGGCGACUGCUAAAGUGAAUGGUGGAGAUAUACUAAACAUCUUUUGUAUUUCAUGGCUUUGGAACAACAUGAAGGUGAUAAGUGAUGACAGAAUUUUCAUUUUUGGGUGAAGUGUCCCAUUAACAACAUAGUUUGACUGGAUUUAUAAGUCAAGAUUAGGUGUUUUGUAAUGAAUAUCUAAAGCAAGAUAAGAAGCUAAUCAACAGUGAAAAAUCAAAGAAUAUAACUUAUUGUUGUAAUUGGACAGAAACUGUUUUUGUUACAGCAGAUGAAUUAGUAAUCCAAGGCUUGUUUUGGUUAAAGGUAUGGUGGCAUACUUUGCAAACCUCAUCAGAGUAUGACAUGCAGUGACCAUUGUUUUUUGUAUAUUAUUUUGAACCUUGUAUUUUUCACUACAGUGGAUUAUUUGUCAUCAUGUAUGUUACUGGUAUUUGUGUUAAAUUGAGAGAAAUCUGGAGUGUUGUAACAUUUUCAAAUGCAAUAAUUUGGAUUAUUAUGAUACAGAUUUGAGAUGUAGAGAAAUAGUGAACCUCAAACUGUUUUAUUAUAUUUUGUAUGUUAAGUAUUAUUUCUCAUGUCAUUUUGAGAGUGUCUUAGAUCACUGUGCAGAAGUGCUCUCAUGUAGAAUCUUUUUGCCUUAGUUUGGGGGGGACAAAUGUUUUGCUGAGUUUUUUUUUUAUUUUUAUGGUGUUAUAAAAUUACUCAAGUACUAAUAAAGGGCAGCCAAAGUGGAUUAAGUUUCAUUAGUUAUUAUGCUGACAUCCGUUUUAAAGAAACACUGUUAAUGCACUAUCAAUACUUAGGUUAGUCAGUAGUGGCACCUUGUAAUGUAUAGUGAUUGAUAUUGGGGUGGAUACAUCUUUUUCAGGGCCCCUGACUUUAGAGUAAUUGUUUCUGGUGCAAGAUUCUAUUAAUUCUAAAUGCAAAAAAAAUUGUUAA